Molecule: messenger RNA, 798 nt
Organism: Alternaria arbusti
Lineage: Eukaryota; Fungi; Ascomycota; Dothideomycetes; Pleosporales; Pleosporaceae
Exons: 3
Coding region: 1-798 (265 amino acids)
Source: RefSeq, a predicted model, not a curated record
AUGUCGGCCCUCCCGGUGCUGCCGGCAGAUGUACAUCUUCUGAUACUCGAUUACAUCCACUUGCCUUCGCACCUCCAGGCCCUAUGUCUGACGUCGAAAGCGCUAUGCGACCUCGCCAGGCCUCGACUGUAUCGGAAGGUCACCAUCAACGUACUCGAUCCAUCGGAAGUGGCACGCUUCGAGAAUUGCAUGGCCGCAGGUGCCGAGGCGCAUCUUGACGCUACAAGGAGCUUGACUUUGAUGGACAGCCUUCCCCCAGCAGAAGCUCCCGAGUUCCAGACCAAGCCGCAUCGACGCUUUGACCGUGAAGAUAGGUUGACAUCUGCUCAAAGUAGUACGAUAGAAGCAAUACUAGCGUAUUUCCCUCGGGACCGCCUACAAUCUUUCCGGUGCGUCCUCGAUCUUCGGAAUGCCUCACAUGCCAGCCUGUGGCAUGUUCUCGUCAUAACCUCGCGGACUGUCAUGUUCCUCUCGGCCCUACCGUUGCCUGCGAAUAUAGCCCGCAAAUUUUUCCUUAAACAAAUGCGCACAUUAACACACGUACACCUAAGAGUAGAGGACCUAUUUCAAUUACAAUACCUCGACUGUGUGCGAACUGCGGACCUCUGGCUCCCCCAUCCAGAAGAAACCUGGUCGGAAUUGGAGGAAGAGAACUUUCUGGACUCCCUGGAGGACAUCGGCAAGUAUAAGGAUCUGGAGAGACUGUACCUUGGAACCAAGUUUGAGAGGUAUUCAGACGAUACUAGCCGAAGACUCGCCGAAGCCUUUUCGUCUCUAGACAAUCGUAUGGGCGCCUAG